AUGGUGGCAAUGAAAGUGCUCAAUCUAAUGCAAAGAGGUGCUUCGAGGAGCUUUAUCUCCGAAUGCCGAACUCUAGGAACCAUUAGACACCGAAACCUCGUGAAGAUACUAAGUGUCUGCUCGAGUGUGGACUUUCAUGGAAAUGACUUCAAAGCUCUAAUAUAUGAGUUCAUGGCUAAUGAGAGCUUGGAGGAGUGGCUGCACUCUGGGACUGUAGGGCGAGAUGAUGAACAUGGCGAAUCGAGAAAUCUGAGACUAGUGCAGAGGUUACACAUUGCCAUUGACAUAGCUAAUGCGAUCGAAUAUCUCCACAAAAGUUGUUAUUCAACAAUUGUCCACGGAGAUUUGAAGCCAAGUAAUGUGCUUCUAGACAAUGACAUGGUGGCUCGAGUUGGAGAUUUCGGGCUUGCAAAGAUCAUUUCAAUGGUGUCUGCUGAAGCCACAAGAGUUCAUGACCAAGGUAGUUCAACUUCAACCGUAGUCAGAGGAUCCAUUGGUUAUGUGCCUCCUGAGUAUGGCAUGGGACAUGAGGUUUCCAUACUUGGGGAUAUAUACGAUUACGGCAUUCUAUUAUUGGAGAUGUUCACUGGAAAGAGACCCACUAAAGAGGCCUUUGCGCACUAUCUUAACCUCCACAACUUCGUCCUAAUGGCUCUCCCGAGAUCAAGCAAUGGACAUCGUAGACUUAAGGCUUUGGAGUGA
This is a messenger RNA of Eucalyptus grandis, 702 nucleotides long. Its product is annotated as probable LRR receptor-like serine/threonine-protein kinase At3g47570. Bases 1 to 702 code for a protein of 233 amino acids. The record is from RefSeq and is a predicted model, not a curated record. Lineage: Eukaryota; Viridiplantae; Streptophyta; Magnoliopsida; Myrtales; Myrtaceae. Gene Ontology annotation, biological process: protein phosphorylation. The transcript has 2 exons. Gene Ontology annotation, molecular function: protein kinase activity; ATP binding.